AUGGCUACCCGGCGAGACACCUGCCAAGCAGACCGUUCGCCUGGAAAUGGCUGGCGCUUCAGCAUGGAGCUAGACGUAGUGAGGCAAGCGCUCGAUGAUGGCCAAGACUUGUCGCAACUACGAGACAGAUGGGGCAACUCACUGCUCGAUGGAAUGAUAUGUCGACCUUGCAGGGCCUCGUUGACAGAAGACUGGCCAAGUUACUUGGGGACUGUGCGGACUCUGUCCGCCCAAGGGGCCAAAUGUCGGAUUCGAAUGGACAUGCUCCUUGAGGAUGAGCUCUCGGAUAGGCUGAGCAUCGACAAACUCCAGAUCGCCUUGCACGCAGGGCUCAGGGACAAGCUCAAGGUGGAGGCUUUCCUGCAUUUUCAUGUGGAGCAGGGCACACCCUGCCCAGCCUCGCUGGACACGUGCCUUCUUCGACGCCUGAUCCGUGAAUUACCACGGGUGCACCUGCUAUCGGUGAAGCUACAGUGCCUUGAGGUCACGAAGCUGCUCCUGAAGACAAACGCCCGCUCUGCUAUAAGCACAGUGCGCCGGGAGAUCAGAUGCAUUUACCUACGAAUGAAGAACCUGCCCGGGUUGUUGGCAGACUAUGCGGCGACUGCCCCGUUUCAGCAAAGCAUGUGGGAUGCAUUGGCGUUGUUGGCGCCGAGCAUCUGGGCAUCCCAGAUGGACUUGGUGCGGCAGUGGUGUACGCUUCCACAGGUGCUUGCGAUGGAUGCCUUGGCGGUGCGGUUCCUGUACAGUCUGACUGGGCCCAAAGGCAUGGACCUUCCAGACCCUGCGCUUCGUGCCGUUGAAGCCUUCAUGCUGGGCACGGAGCUGCACGUCCAAGCCUUUGAGAUCGAGUGCCAGCUAGCUCAAGUGGCCGCUCAGACAAUUCGUGAUUGA
Molecule: messenger RNA, 894 nt
Organism: Symbiodinium natans
Lineage: Eukaryota; Dinophyceae; Suessiales; Symbiodiniaceae
Source: the annotation of a GenBank genome assembly